Molecule: messenger RNA, 1023 nt
Organism: Endocarpon pusillum Z07020
Lineage: Eukaryota; Fungi; Ascomycota; Eurotiomycetes; Verrucariales; Verrucariaceae
Product: ATPase get3
Exons: 3
Coding region: 1-1023 (340 amino acids)
Biological process (GO): post-translational protein targeting to endoplasmic reticulum membrane
Cellular component (GO): GET complex
Molecular function (GO): ATP hydrolysis activity; ATP binding
Source: RefSeq, a predicted model, not a curated record
AUGGCAUCAGCCACUGUUGACGCCGACGAUACUCUUGAACCUUCUCUCCAAAACCUCAUCGACCAAAAAUCCUUGCGAUGGAUCUUCGUUGGUGGAAAAGGCGGCGUGGGCAAAACCACAACGUCCUGUUCUCUUGCAAUCCAAAUGGCCAAAGCUCGAAAAUCCGUGCUGCUGAUCUCAACAGAUCCCGCACACAAUCUGAGCGAUGCGUUCAGUCAGAAGUUCGGCAAGGAUGCUAGACUGGUCGAGGGUUUCAGCAAUCUGAGCGCCAUGGAGAUCGAUCCGAAUGGGAGUAUCAAUGACCUGAUCGCUUCCGGUGGAGAUGAGGCGCAGGACGCCAUGGCCCAGAUGGGUGGUAUGGGUGGAAUGAUGCAAGAUCUUGCCUUCAGUAUACCUGGUGUUGACGAAGCAAUGUCCUUUGCCGAAGUGCUGAAACAAGUCAAAUCCCUAUCCUACGAGGUAAUCAUCUUCGACACUGCUCCGACCGGCCAUACCCUCCGCUUCCUCCAAUUCCCUACCGUUUUAGAAAAAGCCUUGGCCAAAGUUUCCCAAUUGUCAACACAAUUCGGUCCCAUGCUUAACUCAGUCAUUGGUGCUCGAGGCGGGCUACCUGGCGGCCAGAGCUUGGACGAUCUGAUUCAGAAGAUGGAGGCAUUGCGCGAAACCAUCGGCGAAGUCAAUACGCAGUUCAAGAACCCCGAUAUGACGACCUUUGUGUGCGUGUGCAUUGCUGAAUUCCUCUCCCUCUACGAGACCGAAAGGAUGAUUCAAGAGCUGGCGAGCUACGAAAUUGACACCCACUGCAUCGUCGUCAAUCAGUUGUUGUUUCCCAAAAAGAGUAACCACUGUGAGCAGUGUAAUGCGAGACGAAAGAUGCAGAUGAAGUAUCUGGAUCAGAUUGAAGAGCUGUACGACGAGUUUAACGUGGUGAAGAUGCCGCUGCUGGUGGAGGAGGUGAGAGGCAAGGAGAAACUGGAGAGCUUUUCGGAGAUGCUGGUUCAUCCAUAUGUUCCACCAGAGUAA